Molecule: messenger RNA, 957 nt
Organism: Erinaceus europaeus (western European hedgehog)
Lineage: Eukaryota; Metazoa; Chordata; Mammalia; Eulipotyphla; Erinaceidae
Gene: MRPL58
Product: mitochondrial ribosomal protein L58
Exons: 6
Coding region: 40-879 (279 amino acids)
Biological process (GO): mitochondrial translational termination
Cellular component (GO): mitochondrial large ribosomal subunit
Molecular function (GO): translation release factor activity
Source: RefSeq, a predicted model, not a curated record
UCUGAAGAGGGUAACCGGAAGCACUGAGGGACUUCAAACAUGGCGGCUGCCCGCUCUCUGCGCUGGGGCCUGAACCGAGCCGGAACCUGGCUGGUCCCGUCGGCCGCUCGCUGCCCUCGCCGGACUCUGCACGACCAGGUAGACAGCACCGAGUUUCAGAGUAUCUACAGCCUGGAUAAACUCUACCCCGAAUCCCGAGGCUUGGACACCGCCUGGAGGGUCCCGGAUGCUGCAAAGGAAGCCAACAAUGACAUCCCUCUAGAUCGUCUGACAAUAUCUUAUUGUCGGAGUAGUGGUCCUGGAGGCCAGAAUGUUAACAAAGUGAACUCCAAGGCUGAGGUGAGGUUCCACUUGGCAACUGCUGACUGGAUAGCAGAGCCAGUGCGGCAGAAAAUAGCCAUCAAGCAUAAAAAUAAGAUGAAUAAGUCUGGAGAAUUGAUACUUACGUCUGAGAGCAGCCGUUAUCAGUUCAAAAAUCUGGCAGACUGCCUACAGAAAAUUCGAGACAUGAUUGCAGAGGCCAGUCAGAUGCCUGUGGAACCCUCCAGAGAAGAUGUUGUUCUUCAGAGGAUUAGAAAAUAUGAACCGGGAAAGGCUGAGACAAAAGAGAAUAAAUGCUGCCACCAAAGCAAACAGGAGAGUCAGUAUGGACUGAAACCCUCCUCCAGAGCCACAAAGGCCCUCUUCAGGAUAUCUGGGCAGCUGCAGCCAGAGCUUUCGCGCUGUCAGGAGACUCCUUUGUUGUGGUUGUUAGUGCCUCUCUCUAACACGGGGACCAUCUCAGGAAUGAGCAUUUGGAAUGUGGAUUCAGGCACUGACUGCAAAGACUUUAAAGGCAGUCACCAUGCUGGGAGGCUUAAUUACCCAUUUAUGUAUUAGCUGUAAUAAAAUCCUGAAUUCAGUAGGCUUUCCUUCCCACUCAUAAUGCUUGAGAAUAAAAUUCCUACCUUUUUCCCC